AUGAGCUCGGCCCUGUCCUCCUGCUACAGCCGGGUGUACCAGAGCCUCGCCAACCUCAUUCGCUGGUCUGACCAAGUGAUGCUGGAAGGUGUCAACUCCGAAGACAAAGAGAUGGUGACCACGGUGAAGGGGGUCAUCAAGGCCGUGCUGGACGGAGUGAAGGAGCUGGUCAGGCUGACCAUCGAAAAGCAGGGGCGUCCGUCUCCAACCAGCCCGGUGAAGACCAGCCCCCCCGCCUGCAAACCCGACGGCCAGUCUGAGCUCCCCCUGACAGAUCGAGAGAGAGAGAUUCUCAGCAAGACCACUGGCCUGCAGCCCACUGAGCUCCCGGACUUGGCAGAUGAUGAGGUGGCGCCCCCCAAGCCACCCUUACCCGGCAUCCGAGUGGUUGACCACAGCCCCCCACCCGCGCUGCCACCGAAGAAGAGGCAGUCGGCCCCCUCCCCCACGCGGGUGGCCGUCGUGGCGCCCAUGAGCCGAGCCACCAGCGGCUCCAGCCUGCCCGUGGGGAUCAAUAGGCAGGACUUCGAGGUGGACUGCUAUGCGCAGCGGCGGCUUUCAGGGGGCAGCCACUCGUACGGCGGGGAGUCGCCACGCCUGUCCCCCUGCAGCAGCAUCGGCAAGCUGAGCCGGUCGGACGAGCAGCUGUCCUCUCUGGACAGGGACAGCGGCCAGUGCUCCCGGAACACAAGCUGUGAAACACUAGGUGAGCGACCGCCGCCUGGCCCGUCCUCUCGGCCCCAGGGCCAGACCCGGUUCCCAGGACGCCUGCCGCUGCCGGGCACUGUGACCUCCGCCGAGUAG
Condylura cristata (star-nosed mole) is the source of this 804-nucleotide messenger RNA. Its product is annotated as rap guanine nucleotide exchange factor 1-like. The transcript has 6 exons. NCBI's taxonomy places the organism in Eukaryota, Metazoa, Chordata, Mammalia, Eulipotyphla, Talpidae. The record is from RefSeq and is a predicted model, not a curated record. Bases 1 to 804 code for a protein of 267 amino acids.